AUGGACAGACGAAGAAUCAACGGGCCCCCUGGGGGUACCAGCGUCCCAGUUUACUCAAAUUUAGAUGAUGAUGGCGCAGCGGACACUCGACGGAGACCCAAAAGAACUCGAACACCUGGUGCCCAGCGAAAAAUGUUUCUAAAAACAGGAGUUACCCCUUCAGCUUCUGGCUCGGCAUACUUAGAGUUUUCUAUUCCUAAAACACCACUAAAAGAGGUGGUACCAGGCCUAUCUUCACUGCUGACUUCCGGCCUUAAACUGACUUGCACUGUACAUGGUCCUCGCCCUCUACCUCGAUCAGCACCCUUUUCCCCUCAUAUCAUUCUCACAACUCACGUCAAAUUUGCGCCAUUUGCAACUCGAAAGCGUCGAGGGUAUUUACGAGAUGCUACUGAGAGAGACUUAAGUGUACAUUUGGAGACUGCGCUCCGAGGGGUGAUAAUUGGAGAUCGAUGGCCUAAAAGUGGGAUGGAAGUCAUCAUCACAAUCUUAGAAGGCGAAGAAGAUUAUUGGUGGGGAGAUUGUUUAAGACAAGGAGCAACCACGGUAGACGACUGGGGCAUGAUGAGUGUCCUCAGUGGCUGCAUUACUGUUGCCUCUGCUGCCAUUGCUGACGCUGGAAUUGACUGCCUCGACGUGGUAGCUGGUGGUAUUGCAGCUAUCGUAGAAGAUGAGCCGAACCUGCCUACCUUAGUUCUGGAUCCCGUACCUUCGGAGCACCAAAAUAUUCUAGCUGCUUGCGUCGUAGCGUAUUUUCCUUCACAAGACGAGAUAACAGAUCUCUGGGCUAAAGGUGAGAUGGGGUUUGAGAAUUCAAAUCUGUGUCGAGGAAUAUCAUUCGAGGAUCUCAUGGACAAUGCAGUUCAAGCAGCUCUGGGUUCUCAUCGGGUAUUAGUAGCUUCGUUAAAAGAGACAGCAGAAACCAAAAAGAAUAGGAUAUAA
Messenger RNA from Blumeria graminis f. sp. triticale, 942 nucleotides. The record is from the annotation of a GenBank genome assembly. NCBI's taxonomy places the organism in Eukaryota, Fungi, Ascomycota, Leotiomycetes, Helotiales, Erysiphaceae.